GUCAAUCUCAUCUUUUACAUUUGCACUUUGUAGUGACGAAUACAGUAAGAAGAAUUAGCAGCUGAAAAAUAUGUAACGUAAACAUGAACCAUAAGUGACUAAUGACUGAAAUGAAAGUGAAGUGUCGUGUUGAAAGAAUAUUACCUUAUUGUGCAAAAUAUUCCCCGAGGGAGGCGUGUUCUAGUGCCGCGUAGAGAGCGAAAGCAAAAAAACAUCCAGUUCAUUGUCUGCGAUAUAGGUUAACGAAUUGUCAAAUUGUAACUAGCGACCCUUUGCUACACCCACAAUUUAAUGCCAGCUUCUGACAUUUCCCAGUAAACCAACACAGAAAUGGCUACAUUUAAAGCUCGUGUUCUUUAUGACUUCCAAGGGGAGCCAGGCACCGCGGAAAUGUCGAUUUCCGCGGGUGAAACGCUGACAGUUACAAGGACAGACGUGGGUGAGGGCUGGUGGGAGGGCCUCAACUCCAAGGGACAAUCUGGACUGUUCCCUGAAGCGUACGUUGAACGUGUGACAACCUCGAACCCCCCUAACAUGCCUGCCCCCGUGCUUCCUCCUCAAGCGAAUGAUUGGGGUGACACCCAACCUCAUCAAGAUGAUGAUUGGGACGAUGACUGGGAUGAAGAUACUUAUUCAGAAAUAGCCAAUAACCGAGAACAUCCGAGAGACUCUAUAUACAGUAACGAGGUGAAUCAGAAUCAGUUUUCACAGGGGCAAGUGCAGGCUGAUAAUGUUUCAUUAGCAAGUAAUAAUAUGGCAGCCAUGGACAGUAAAGGAACUAUUACAAAGAAAAGUUUGAAUAUAUUUUCUUCGUAUGUUAAGUCAGGUUUAGAAGGAUAUAUUUUAGGUACCGGAAAAGAGUUACCAAUAGCGAACAAAAAAUUCCACAUCUACAGAGACAGCGAAGAGAGCUUAGCCCGAUGGGAGGUCCUAUCCAACCCUUACACAGUACAAAUCGCGUCCCCGAAGAAAGCCUCAAAAAUGGGAGGUUUAAAAUCCUUCAUCGCAUACCAGCUAACCCCAUCUUUUUCAAACGUCGAAGUCUCGCGUAGAUACAAACACUUCGAUUGGUUACAUGACAGACUGACGGAAAAAUUCAACAUCAUCGCAAUACCUCCUUUACCCGACAAACAAGUCUCGGGGAGGUACGAGGAGCACUUCAUCGAACACCGCAGGGCACAGCUGCAAGAAUUUAUAAAUUACAUGUGCCGGCACCCCGUUUUAUCGACCUGCGAAGUGUGGAUUCACUUUUUAACAUGCACGGAUGAGAAACAAUGGAAACAAGGCAAGAGGAACGCGGAACGUGACCAGUUAGUGGGGGCAAAUUUCUGCAUGUGCGUCGAGGCGCCAGAGAAAGAGGUUCUGUCCUCCGUGGUGGACCCUAAGAUAGACGAAAGCAUGAAUUACAUAGCUAAGUUGGAUCAGUGCAUCAAGAACCUCAUGCAGACGGCGCAAGACCAGCAGAAGAAGUCGGCCAACAUGUAUAAGAGGGAAUUUACGCGGAUCGGGGAGAGUUUCUUCGCGUUGGGAUCGGCGUUUGAAUAUAAUCAGCAGGGGAUGUACUCAAAAGCUUCCGUUGAUGUUAAGAGCAUCGGCUCCACCUACAUUAUGAUCGGCAAGCUAUAUGAAGAACAAGCCAAAAUUGAUUGGCAGCCCCUCUACGACAAACUCUACAUAUACAAAGGCAUCACGAACAACCUACCCGACAUACUGAACCUACAAAAACUCUCCGAGCAGAAGAAGAGGGAAUGCGAGAGAACAGCGACUCAGCAGGUAGCUCUGGCGGAUGUGCGGAGACGCGCGGACGUCCUAACUUACACCGUGUUUGCCGAACUCAGCCAUUUCCAGAACGAGAGGGACACCGACCUCAAGCUCACCAUGAAGACCUUCCUUCAGGAGCAGCUAAAUUUCUACAAGAACAUUGUUAGUAAGCUGGAGGAUACACUGGGGCAGUUCGAUUAAGUUGUUGGUCACGUUGAAAUGGGGUGGUUCAGUGCGUCGGUGCAGGGUGGCUGUUAUUUUCGUUCGGGAAGCCGGUUAGCGGUAGAUGAAUUCUUCAUUUCGUAGAUAAGUAGCUUUAAUGUUGAAAAAGUAGCUUUAACGGUUCAGCUUUUAUAUAAUUUUAUUUAUUUAAUUAAUAUUUGAAAUUCGCGCUUUUUAGAACAUAACUAUGGAAAAUUUUUUAAUAAUUGUCAAAGGAAUUGCCAAAUGAAUAUAUCUUGAAAUUUAGUAAAAAAUUUAUGUCAUAACAUUCCCUGCAAUUAAUAUAAAUUUUGAAAAAAUUAUUGUAGCAAAGUGUAUAUAAUAAACGCUCUGUAGAAGAAGAAAAACAGAUAAAACAUUGAUUGAGGUUAUGUUUAUAAUAACUAUAAUGAGUUUGUCUAUAGAGGAAGAAGAAGAACUGGCAAUAAUUGAGGUUAUGUUUUGGCAACAAUUGUUUUUAUUUCUUUUUUUGUUAAUCGAUCGAAUGGUACAUAUCUAUGUGCCUCAAAAAGAAAUAACAGAAAUAUAGGUAUAGAAUUUUAUACUCUAUAUAUAUAUUUUUUUUGGAAGAAUUAUUUAAAUUCAAUUUCUAUCUUUUUUUUACUUUUAUUUUAACUGCUAUUAAAUAAUUAGUUUCUACAUACAGUAUUAAACAUGAAUUGCGCAAAAGACUAUUUUGUAAAAAUUUAUGUAAAUUGCAACAAGUGGAAAAAUAGUUUUAUUGCAGUUCGGUACAAAAAAAUGCAUUAUUGAAUGUUACAGAUUAUUUCACAUCAAAAAUUUGGGAGUAAAUACAUACAGUUUUGUCCUUUAAAAAUUAGGAUAACCACUAAAAAAUUUUUUUUGGGUACGAUUUUGUGUAUAUAUAAUUUGUUUGUCUGAAAAUUGUGCCCAUCUAAAAAAUCAUAGCAGGCCUUACUAGGGUGGCCCAAAAAAAAACGAAUAAUGAAUAUUUUUUUCAUGUCUUGUGAAAAUUUGUUAAUUUAUCAUGUUUUA
Messenger RNA from Anoplophora glabripennis (Asian longhorned beetle), 2979 nucleotides. It is a transcript of the gene SH3PX1, whose product is annotated as sorting nexin lst-4. Gene Ontology annotation, molecular function: phosphatidylinositol binding; protein binding. The transcript has 3 exons. NCBI's taxonomy places the organism in Eukaryota, Metazoa, Arthropoda, Insecta, Coleoptera, Cerambycidae. Gene Ontology annotation, biological process: endosomal transport; plasma membrane tubulation; endocytosis. Gene Ontology annotation, cellular component: plasma membrane; cytoplasmic vesicle. Bases 331 to 1962 code for a protein of 543 amino acids. The record is from RefSeq and is a predicted model, not a curated record.